Messenger RNA from Xiphophorus couchianus (Monterrey platyfish), 942 nucleotides. RefSeq names its product L-rhamnose-binding lectin CSL3-like. The record is from RefSeq and is a predicted model, not a curated record. The transcript has 9 exons. Gene Ontology annotation, molecular function: carbohydrate binding. The coding region runs from base 16 to 729 and encodes 237 amino acids. NCBI's taxonomy places the organism in Eukaryota, Metazoa, Chordata, Actinopteri, Cyprinodontiformes, Poeciliidae.
GAGAACGGCUUAAAUAUGAGCGACCAGCUUCUCCCAGCAUCCAUCCAGCUCUCCGUCAUGCUCUGCUCCACGCUCGUCCUGACGGUAUCAUGUGUGCUGAUAACUUCAGCUGGCUCCCAGAAGCUUCACGUUGUGGCGUGUGAAGGAUCAGUGGCUCAGCUGAAGUGUGAGAACGGUGAGGUUAUAUCUGUGACCAGUGCUACAUACGGACGUAGAGACCAGAAGACAUGCAUCGCUGGACGACCCACCAACCAGAUAACCAACGUCCAAUGCUCCAGGAGCUCAGACAGCGUUGGCCAGAGCUGCAACGGGAAGCAGAGCUGUUCUAUCACAGCAGCAAACUCUGUGUUUGGAGAUCCCUGCGCUGGAACCUACAAGUACCUGGAGGUGGAGUACAAAUGUGAAAACCCUGAAAGAAAACCUCAGAGUGGUCCCACUGUGGCAUGUGAGGGAUCAGUGGCUCAACUCCAGUGUGACAAAGGUGAGGUUAUAUCUGUGACGAGUGCUACAUACGGACGUAGAGACCAGAAGACAUGCAUCGCUGGACGACCCGCCAACCAGAUAACCAACGUCCAAUGCUCCAGGAGCUCAGACAGCGUUGGCCAGAGAUGCAACGGGAAACAGCUUUGUAACGUCGAAGCCAGUAACUCGAUGUUUGGAGAUCCCUGCGUUGGAACCUACAAGUACCUGGAGGUGGAAUAUAUUUGUUACGCUUUUCUGACUGGGUGAAACCGUCAUCAGGUCUCCUGUGUUCUGGAUGAAAUUCAUAAUAAUCAGGAAUAUCUACAGCAUUGAUUAGCAGCUUAAUGUCUCUUCAAAUUAAAUUUAAAUACUUUAUUGGUGUCAAGGGGAAAUUUUCUACUCUUCUCUUUCUUUUAAGUUUUCUCAACCUGUUUUGCUUUUUUAUUUCAAUUUUUCAUGAAUAAACCUGACUUGCAUUUA